Camarhynchus parvulus is the source of this 3332-nucleotide messenger RNA. RefSeq names its product rabphilin 3A like (without C2 domains) (gene RPH3AL). Gene Ontology annotation, biological process: intracellular protein transport. Lineage: Eukaryota; Metazoa; Chordata; Aves; Passeriformes; Thraupidae. The coding region runs from base 141 to 1055 and encodes 304 amino acids. The record is from RefSeq and is a predicted model, not a curated record. The transcript is spliced from 9 exons. Gene Ontology annotation, molecular function: small GTPase binding.
GCCCGGGCAGAGGUCCCUGAAAGGCUCCGGGAGCAGCUGGGAGAUGGCCGGGAUGUGUCCUGCGAGCCUGACCUGCGGCUGGGCUGGAGGAGCUCCGCAGGUGUGACUCCUGCCACCCCACCCCUGCCCAGGCUGGGGCCAUGGCUGACAUGAUUUUUGGCAGUGGUUCGGGCCCCUGGGUUUGCCCCAAUGACCGGCAGCUGGCCCUGAGAGCCAAGCUCCAGACGGGCUGGUCAGUGCACACAUUCCAGACUGAGAAGCAGAGGAAGAUGCAGGCUCUGAGCCCCCAGGAGCUUGAGCUCAUCCUGGGAGUCAUCCGCAAGGCAGAGCAGCUGGACGUGGCGGAGCAGCAGCGCGUCGGGCGCCUGGUGGAGAGGCUGGAGAACAUGAGGAGGAACGCCAUGGGGAACGGCCUCUCGCAGUGCCUGCUCUGUGGGGAGAUGCUGGGGCUGCUGGGCAGCUCCUCUGUCUUCUGCCGGGACUGCAAAAAGAAAGUUUGCACCAAGUGUGGGAUAGAAACUGUUGGAGCCCAGAAACGUCCCCUGUGGCUGUGCAAGAUCUGCAGUGAGCAGAGAGAGGUCUGGAAGAGGUCUGGGGCGUGGUUCUACAGAGGGCUGCCCAAGUACAUCACACCUCUGAAGAGCAGCAGCAGCAGCAGAGCCCUGGAGCUGCAGGGCCAGCCCGAGAGCGUCGGGAGCAGCCGCUCCUUCACCUGGGCCAGGGGAAAAGUGGUUUCCAGCGACAGCGAGAGCGACUCGGAGCUCAGUUCCUCCAGCCUGGAUGACAAACCCGUCCCUGGGGGAUCAAAAGGCUCUCAAGGGAGAAAGCUCCAAGCAGGAAUGGCACCCACCAGGGGACCCAGCCAGGCCAGGAGCAGAGCCCUGGGGCCCCCGCAGUGUCCCCAGCUGUGGGGCAGCCACAGCAGCCUGGGCAGUGAGCAGGGGCCCGAGCUCAGCCCCACGGAGAGCGGCCAGAGUGACCAAGCCUCGGGCAGGCGCCACAGCGACACCGGCGCCCCUGGCAAACGAGGAGCCCGGACCAGAACACGGCUCUGAUUCUGAGGGGGGUGAAGAUGGAGCUGCUUUGUCCUGGAUCCAGCACUGCCAUCCCUCAGACCCCAGCCCAGACAGGAGCUGCUGCCUGUGGUGACUCUGGGAUGCUCUUCCACAGGCAGUGGCAGCUGGGACAGCACUGCCUGGCCCUGAGAGCCCCAGCAGAGGGCCUGGGGCUGGAUUUGCUCCCAUCCUUGUGUUUGCUGUCGUUGUUCUGCUUGGAGUGAGUUUGGAGGGGGCAGCAGGAACCAGAAGCUCCUGAUGGACCUGGUGAAGCUGUGCUCCCAUUCCCUCCCUCUCUGCUCAGGGUAAAGGAACGCUCCAAGGAGUUUGCUGGGAUUUUUUCACUGCCCUUGUGCUCGUGGGAGGGUGAGGGUCAGGGCAGAUGUGUUUGCUGCAGCUCCUGGGGGGAGCACACCCCCAAACCCCAGCCCAGCUGGCUGCCUGUGAGUGCCCAGAUGGGAUAAAAGCUUUCAAAUCACUUUAUCCUGUAAACCCUGCAGAUUCCCCUCCCACGUGCACACCUUCUUUUGCCUUUUUCCUGGAAGUCUUCAGCAUCUGGCUGACUCUGGUGGUGUCAUCAUGAGUCAGGCUCUUGAAAACUGCAUGCCCUGGUCCUGCUUAUCCUCCAGAAUGGACAAUUUCCCUCUAAGGCCUGACAGAUGAGAAAAAUCAAAUUACCUCACAUCUCUGGAGCAAUUAGAUCUUCGAAGGCUUGAACAAAACCCACCCUGGGAGUCUGUGGAUUUUAUUAAAUGCUUUGGAGCUGACCUGUCUAUUAUGAAGAAACAAAGGAUUCCAAAAAGUUCCCUCUGAAAUCACGGAGUUAAAGGCAAUUUGUGCCCAUUAAUGUCAGCCUUUCCCCUGGUUAUUUCUCUUUUGUUCUGCUUCCCUUUGCUCUGGGCACUUUGUGUGCAUGUAGUGUGUGUUCUUACAAAUGGCUGCAGGAUGGAGAUAAAUGAGAUUGGGUGCUGGAACACUCUGGCAGGAGAUGGGAAAUCAAUCCCUGGCUUGCUUUGCAGAUGAGCAUGGCCCAGCAGAGGCCAUUCCCUCACUGCUGCCCAGUUCAGUGCUGUGGCAGCUUGCUGGUGAAAUGCUUCCAGCCCUCCCUCUGUGAUCUGCUCCUGCCCUUUUACAAAUGGAAACAAAACCUUUGGGCUCCCUGAGAUGGCACAAAAAGCAAUCACUGAGUGUGAGGUGCACACCAUCAGUGCUGGGCAGAGCAAGGGAUGAGGCUGUUCUCCACUGAGGGAUGUUCUAUGGCAUGGGCUGUUGUUAACCUGGCCAUUAACUGCAUCUGUGGAAUGGGGAGUGCCAAAACCAUCAGCUGUGUGUGAAAAGGGAGCUCCAGCUGUCAGCUCCAGCUGAAAUACUGGUGUGGUUUCAGGGCUGUAGGGUCUUCAAUUUCCAGUGUGUGUAGGCACCAAAAGGAGUUCUGUUUUGCCUUGAAGCUUUUGACAAUCCAAGUGAUUCUUGUCUUGCUCAUUAGUGCAGUGCCUCAGCCUGCCUGGCCUGCCAGCCAAAGUUAAUUCUACAGCACAAGGAGAAGGGAAAAGACUUCUAGGAAUUGACUCUGUUUUUUUUUAAACCUCUUCCUUUCUCAUCACCAGCUCUACACUGAGUUGGAAAGAGCUUUUAAAAUCUUGAGUGUCAUUUCUAGCUCUCCUUGUGUCCCUUGUGCUUCUCUCCAGGGCAGUGCAGGCAGGUCCCUGGUGUCCCCAUUCCCACCCCAUGGGAUCCCAGCUCUGCACAGGAGCCUGAGAGUCCUUGCUGUGCCACUGUGAGGCAUCAGCUUGGCUUUUUAACCAAGGCCACCUUUUAUAAAACACUCUCAGAGAUAAAUUUGACAUUGCUCUGGUUGCUAGUGAGACUGGAAGCUUUUCUUUCUUACCUGUAUGUUUUAACUCCAUGGGGUAAUUCCACCUGAGUUCCAACCAGAAUUGUUCAAUCAGCUGUGGAAAGACUCCUCGUGGAUUGAGGGAAGGAUCUGGUCCUGGACAAUGUGAUCCAGGCACAACUGAAUGUGAUAGAGGAAUAUCUGCAGCUCUGGGCCCUAUUUUAUUUUGAAGGCCACUUUUCCCUUUGUGGUGAUUCUCUUGGUUGUGUUUUGUGGCUUUUGUUGGAAUAUUAUCCUCAGCCUGUACCUGUCUUUUGAGCCAGCUCAAUGUGGGCAAGAAGAGCUCAGUGAAUGUUUUCAUUCUGCUCUGGUCAUUUGUGUUUAUUAUUUUCUUGUGCUCACCUCCAUCCCUCACAACUUUUAUGUGGUGUUUUACUACUGGA